This is a messenger RNA of Penaeus monodon (black tiger shrimp), 5294 nucleotides long. Its product is annotated as probable dual specificity protein kinase madd-3. NCBI's taxonomy places the organism in Eukaryota, Metazoa, Arthropoda, Malacostraca, Decapoda, Penaeidae. Gene Ontology annotation, biological process: protein phosphorylation. The record is from RefSeq and is a predicted model, not a curated record. Gene Ontology annotation, cellular component: nucleus. Gene Ontology annotation, molecular function: protein kinase activity; ATP binding.
GCGCCCGAGGUAUUUUUAUCCCGUGGGCUUCGUGUGCCGCUGCGUGCCCACUGCUCCGGUCUGCUUCAGUUACACUCCGCUCACCCACUUACCUGCUCCACUCUCGUCUGCUCUCUGGCUUCCUGAGCUGCUGCUGGAAAUCCUCAUCUGCGUAGAGCGCGAGGCCUUUGGACAUCGGGCGAGGCGCUGUCCGACGCGACUAAGCAGUGCUGUGCCGUGCCGUGUCCUCGCGUGUUCAGGUGUACGAAAACGUAUGAUAAGGCGCUGCUUUUGACAGACAAAAGGCCCAGUUGGACAGGACCCAGCCCCGUGUCAGGAGGGCCGCUGUAAAUGGGAGUGUAGGUGACGUGUGCUAUGCGCGCUUAGGGCUGCGGGCGUGGAGGGGGUGGGCGUGCGGAGCAAGGGGCAGUAUGAGCGGGCGCAGCCGUCAGCAGUACGGCCGGAGCGCCACGACCUCGUACACGAACAUCCUCGGGGAUUCCGGCGGUGACAUCCUAAACCGCUGUUCGAACCUGCUCAAUAAGUUCGCGUCGCGCGUGCGAGCCGCGUCGCAGUCGGGGGAUGACCGCGUGCCCCUCCACGACGCCAGCAACAGCCUCGGCGGCGGCAGCCACUCCUCCAGCAAGAGCUCUUACUCGCAGUACCCCAUGUUGCUCAAGUACAACAAGUACGACGACUCGCCGCGUUACGCCGACUACAAAUCCUCGUCGGCGCUCGUGGCCGAAAUGAAAUCACGACCCUCGCACGACGUGGCGACCUCCCGCUACAAGCCCGGCCAGGGCAGUUCGGUGCUGCAGACCUUCAAGUCCGACUACGGCGCUUCGGACCUGGGCAAGAGCGAUGGGUCGCCGCGGGCCAGCAGGUACACGUACAGCCGCACGGCCUCGGACCUGGGCCUCGACGGCGACUACGGGCUGCGGAGCGCGUACGCCUCGACGUCCGCUCCCUCGCCCAACUUCGACAAGAUCGGCUCGCGCUACAAGCCGAGUCGGUUCCUGAAGAAGAACAACCUGGCGCGGACGGGCUGCGACGAGGAGGACGAGGCCGCCGACGAGAUCAGCAUGCUCAGGAAGAACUCCAGCGUCAAGAAGACCGACUACUGGUCGCAGUACGGCGCGCACUCCCCGAACAUCAUGGACAAGUGCCUGGAGGCAGGCAGCAGCAGCAGGCUGGGCAACCUGAGCCCGCAGCUGCGGCGGCGCCAUGGCGACGGCGCCCUCGUCAGCGGUACCAGCCGAUUCCGAGCGACGAGGCCCGUAACGGUGCCCGAGACGAACGACACGCGGGAGAGCACGCAGUCCAUCCUGAACAGGUACUCGGGCUUGUCCAGCGCCGCCCUGGACAAUGAGACGGGCAGCACCUCGUCAGCCACGCCCGAUAGCAUCGCUGACGACGCCGCCCGCCGGAAGGAGCGGGCGCAGCUCAUCAACAUGUAUUCGCUGCCGCUGAACGUCCUCCACAACAUCGGCAGCUCCCACAACCGCAAGUUCCUGAAGCGCGGCAAAGACUCCGCGUGCCAGGGCGAGCAGGACGGCGACGCGGGGCGGCAGAGGGCGCUGCGCUACGACCAGGUGAAAGAGAUGGCUGCCAAGGUGUCGGAGUUCUCCACGUACAUCCCGGAGGAGGAGGGCAGCCAGGGCCCGCCGCGGAAAGUGUUAUACGGUAGUGCUUCCACGGGUGAUGUGCUCUCGGCCUUGAACAAAGCCAGUAUGCGAAGCUCAGACAACAUGUCCAAACAGAGCACGCCGGACUCUGAAAAGUUCGUGCUGUACGACCCGCCCAUUGUGUUCGAGAAGGCGGCCGUGCGCGAAAAGCCGUACCCGACCGCGUGUAUCAAGCCCGUUAAGCCCACCAGCCUCGCCCUCACCCGAACCAACACCAUGGACCUCCUGGACUCCCCCACGGACGCCCUCGCGCCCCGCCUCCAGAGCUCGCAGUCGCAGAAGAGCCUGUUCUCCAUCCUGGACCCCGUCAACAGUCCGUACGGCGUCAAGACCCCCAACACGCCCACCACGCCCUCGCUCAAGGUGUCCAACUACAUAGAGCCGGAGCAGGAGUACACUUUCACCACAUUCAAACCCGCGGUUAUGUCCCCGCAUUGGCCCCCAAGUCUCCCCUGGACCAGCAAGUGUCCGUGACCGUGUCCGUGAAGCCCAAGGUCGCCGGCGCCGCCCUGGCCUCGAAGCCGAAAACCGACCAGGACGACUCGUACUCGUUCGUCAAGUACAAGGCGAAGGCUGGGGUGGGGGCCGCGCCGUCGGGCAACGGCAAGGGCCUCAAGUCGGCCGCCUCGACGGCGAGCAUCUCGGCGUCGGCGCUGGGCCCCGGGGCGCCCGCGCAGCCGCUGCGGAAGGCGGGGGUGUUGGACCUGCUGGGCAUUCAGGAGGUGGGGAACAAGACUAGUGUGAAGCAACAGUAUUCUUCCUUCUACAGCUCUAGUAGCGUGAGUAGUGAUAGUUCACGGGCACCGUCAGUGGAAGAUGAUGAAGAUGGACACCUCAUAUACCGCAAUGGCGACGUGCUGCAAGAUAGAUACAAGAUCAUUACCACUCUCGGCGAGGGCACCUUCGGCAAGGUGGUCAAGUGUCGCGACCUGCAGAGUGAUCGGCACAUAGCUCUCAAGAUCAUCAAAAAUGUCGAGAAAUAUAGAGAAGCUGCCAAGUUGGAAAUCAAUGUGCUGGAGAAGCUGGCCGAGAAAGAUCCCCACAACAAACAUUUGUGUGUCAGGAUGUUGAGCUGGUUUGACUACCAUGGUCAUGUGUGUAUAGCCUUUGACAUGCUUGGACUAAGUGUGUUUGACUUCUUGAAGGACAACAAUUACCGUCCAUAUGCCCUGGAACAAGUCCGACACAUCUCCUACCAGCUGUGUUAUGCUGUCAAGUUCCUCCAUGACAACAAACUUACUCAUACUGAUCUCAAGCCCGAAAACAUCCUUUUCGUCGAUUCAGAUUACGACUUGACAUAUGAUCCCAAGAAGAAACGAGACAUCAGAACAGUAAAAAGGACGGACAUCCAACUAAUCGACUUUGGAAGUGCAACAUUUGAUCACGAGCACCACAGCACUAUAGUUUCUACUAGGCAUUACAGAGCACCAGAGGUUAUACUAGAAUUGGGAUGGCAGCAACCUUGUGAUGUCUGGUCCAUUGGGUGUAUAAUGUUUGAGUUGUACUUGGGGAUCACAUUGUUCCAAACACAUGAUAACCGAGAACACCUGGCCAUGAUGGAGCGUAUCCUCGGACCCAUUCCUUACAGAAUGGGUAGAAAGACAAGGACCAAGUAUUUCUAUCACGGCAAAUUAGACUGGGAUGAAAAGAGCUCUGCAGGCAGAUACGUGCGCGAGAACUGUAAACCUCUUAGGAGCUACCAGACAAGUUCAGAUGAGGACCAUAGGUUACUAUUCGACUUAAUCACCAAGAUGCUGGAAUAUGAACCAGGCCAGCGCAUCUCCCUGAGCGAGGCACUUAGGCAUCCUUUCUUCGAGAAAAUCCCUCCUCACCAGCGGUUAGGCGACGACCAUCGGGAACGCUCACAUUCCCUCUCACGGUGAUGCCAGAUAUUCCAAGGGUCCUACAGCACUGCUGCCUAACUCAUAUACCUUUUCCUUGUGCUCUCCCGGGCUGUUAACAGUUCAUGUGCCGGAUUAUGUAGAUAAGUCAAGAUAUUAGCUCAGUUUAAUAUACGUAACCAGCAACUGAAUCUCAGUAAGGAUUUCAGCAAAAUUACCAUUAUUAUUAUUAGUCUUGUUGAACUGAAAUGGUAUAUUUUUAAGGUUCAUUAUUUUACAAUAAUAAAAAUUGUUGAUGAUGGGUUAGUACAAAGAAGGUGUUGAUUCUUUGAGUGGGUGAUUGGGCAUUGAACCUUUUAUAGGAUGAAUGGGGUUUGAUUGUUCCUGUGAUCUUGUUUGUGGAAUUAACCACCUUCUUGGUGAAAGUCCCAUUAUUAUUCCUAGCUAACUAAAAAGAGUUAAAAAAAAAGAAUACAUACAUUAAAAGCAGAGCUCAAGACUUGAAAGGAAGCAGGCUGAGCAACUGUUCACAUUAGCAUAUGGCAUUGGGAGGGAUGCAAGGUAGUUUAAUAUAGGAACAUUUUACAUGUGUCUUUGUGCAUUAAGUUGUAAUUAUCUGUGAACUUGAACUAUCAUUUGGUAUGUUUUUAAAAGCUUUUGUUUUUAAAAUGAGGCUACCACAUGACAAAAGGUGAAUUUCCUCUUUGUUCAGAGGUAAUGAACAAUUGGUUACUAGGAAAAUGAAUGUAUGAACUAAGGGAGUGUGAAGGAGCAUCCACACUGUAUUGUGUAGGAAUUAGGGACAAUUGAACUUCCUGUAAAGGAUCUCUCUGCUCUUUAUCAAAGCCAACUUCAUAUGUGUUCUGUACAAGAAAGUGAUGUUGUGAACUGUGUAAAAUAUUUUUUAAAAAUGUACAUUAUUUUCUAAUUUGCACAAAAGUUAGAUGAUAUGGAACAAAUGACUGAAACUACUUGUAUCAUUUGAAAUGACACUGCCGGAGAAAGUGGACUCUUUAAAUAAACAGUGUAAAGAUAGCAGCUUGUGGAGCUUGGCGAAGCACACGUGGCUUCCCAUAUUGCCCAACUUUAAGAGUAGGAUGAAAGAUUGGCAUGUCUGCUGUCGGGUUUUUCUUGUAAGUGAUUGAUAGCAUAAAACUUGCUACUGACCAAUUUGUAUCGGAAAAAAACACAAAAAACUGACAAUUAGUCAAACAGCAUCUAACAGAAAAGUGAAGGGAGGUGGAAAUGUUAAUGGGCUGUUGUUUGUACUUCCUGGUGCAUACAUCUUUUCAGACAGUAAUGGAGGGCCUCCACAGUUUCUUUUGUAUUAUCUUGGGAGGUAUAAAGUAUGUAAUAUAUACUUUAUAUAGUACAUAACUAAGGGCAGGAUAUUUGUGUUAUAUCUGCAUAUUUAUAUUGUAUAUAUUAGUUACUUGUGUUGUCCAGCCCUCUCCAAUAUUUUAUUUUGUAUGUGUGUAUUUAAGGAUGUUCCUUUUUUUUCCUUUUUUUUAUUAAAAAAAAAAUUCCAAUUUGAUGAAUGAUAAUUAUCUUCAUUGUAGAUUUUGUGAAUAUUAAAAAAAGCUUCAGCUACAACCAAUGUAGAUUGAGGGCAUUUUUCCAUAUCUAAAAAGAAAAAUAAAAAAAAUCAUAAAAUCGAUUGUGAUGUGUAUAUUGACUGAUGUAUAGUUUGUCUGUAAGAGAAAAGUUUGUUAUUCAUGCAAUGGUAUGACUAGUUUCAUCAAUGCCAAGGCCAUAAAUUUGUUGCUCUCAAUAAAUAUUUUCAUUUAAA